Molecule: messenger RNA, 2239 nt
Organism: Sardina pilchardus (European sardine)
Lineage: Eukaryota; Metazoa; Chordata; Actinopteri; Clupeiformes; Clupeidae
Product: B-cell scaffold protein with ankyrin repeats-like
Exons: 16
Coding region: 15-1928 (637 amino acids)
Biological process (GO): negative regulation of phosphatidylinositol 3-kinase/protein kinase B signal transduction; B cell activation; negative regulation of B cell activation
Molecular function (GO): signaling receptor binding; protein tyrosine kinase binding
Source: RefSeq, a predicted model, not a curated record
CAGCGCAGGGAAUCAUGAGCGGCACAGCUGCUGAUCUGCUGAUCCUGUACGAGUCGGAGGCGGAGCAGUGGGCGUCCUACAUGCGCUCGGUGCUGUCGGGCCCCGUCGCCGCUGACGACGGCAUCUGUUGCUACGACGUGGCCACGGUGACGGGCCGCAAGAGCCAGGAGGACUUCCUGUCGCUGGCGCAGUACCGCUGCAAGCUGCUGAUCCUGUCGCGCGGCCUGCUGGAGGCGCUGUGUCCGCUCAGGCGGUUCUUCCUGGCGCGCGUGCUGACGCCUCCAGGCCAGGUGGUGGUGCUGUUGUGCGGCGUGCCCAGCCUGGCGCCGCUCCUGGAGCAGGUGCCCCUGCAGGGAGACGUCUACCUGCAGAUCUCCAGCGAGCAGGAGGCCCACGAGUACACCGCCGCCGUCGCAGACAUCGUGCGCAGAGGUGGACAGGCCACGUCCAUGGAGCCCGUCUCCCGCAGGGCCUCUGGGCCCGACGUCAGGCUGGAGAAGAAGCUCUCUGCUGGGGGGGCAGCCCCCGCCAAGUCCCCUCUGCUGCUGGUGCCCUCCAGAGUGGCCUGUGAGGCCCCAGGUGAGGUCUACCUGUUGCUGCAGGACUCUGUGUCCAAUAGGGAGGCGGAGGUGGAGUUCACUGCAGGAAAGCACAAGGUGCGGGUCAAGGCCACCAGCUGGAACGACUACACACUCUGUGUCAAUCCACCAGAGUUCCCUGCUGGUAGUGUGGGCGUAGGCCUGUACUGUGGGGGCGUGGCUAAAGGCAAGGCCCAGCUCCAGUACUACGGCAGCCUGGGAGAAGUGGCCAACCUGCUGAGCAGAGCAGCAGACCCAGUGGACUUCAUGUGUCAGGCGUUCCAGGUGUGUUCUGUAGAGCAGCUGGAUGAGACUCUGGCCGGGAGUCUGAUGCAGAAACUGCCCACCAGGGGGUUCAGAGAACUGCAGUGGGACCAGCAGCCUGAGGCUGGGGCCUCCAGCUCCUCCAGGGAGGACAUCCCCACGCUGCUGCACUUGGUGGCCCAGCACGGGCUGCGUGACGUGGGGAGCGUUCUGCUGCAGUGCCCUGGAGCCCAGCGGGCCCUGCACACCCCCAACCGCCACGGCCACACCCCCCUGGAGCUGGCCCACGCCAACGGGCACACACAGCUGCACAUACUGCUGCAAGGGGCACUGAACGUCCAGAGCAGAGAGGAAGGUGAAGACUCCAGUGUGUAUGAGAUGAUGUGCACUGCAGGCAAACCCAAGUCCAGCCCCUCCGAGGAUGCCCACCAGGCUGGCAGGUCUGAGGACCAGGAGGAGGAUGAGGAAGAGGAGGACCCGUACGCACCGCUCGGGGUGAACGACGAAGAGUACGAUACCAUCCUCAGCCCUAGCAACUCCGUGGUGAUCGCCAACCGACCUCCGGCACCCACGCCUCGCCCCGAAACCAUCGCCACCAAAGAGGACCGCACCCCCUUCAUAGCACAAGUGUUCCAGAAGAAGAUGUCCCAACCAGAUACCGGAACUCUCUACUCGCUCCCGCUGAAACAAGUGCGUGAGCGCGAGAGCAUCUCGUCCACCUACGACACGUUCGUGGCGAGCCACACACCCCCCCCGGGCUGGACGAGCUCAUCUCGCUGCAGCAGCAGGUCAAACUGGGCACGCUCAGUGUGGACGACGCCCUCCACCGCUUCAGCCAAUGGCAGCGCCUGCAGAAGGGAGUGGACAGCAUUCAGCAGGAGAAACUUCGUCAGAUGCGAGCCAGCCUCAUCAACUACGCCGAGGGAUGACGACAGCGUCUACGAUAAAAUCAACAUCAUUCAUCACACACCAAAUGUGGCGGUGAAGGACUGCAGAAGGGGGAGCACGCCUGCGGAGAGCGACUUCUACAGCAAACCCCUCAAAGGCCAGCCGUCCAAUUUGUUCUGGAAGGCUGAUAAACGAUGAAGAGACACAGAGGUGUUGCUGUCAACGAUGUCUCUCUACACUACACAUCAGGAGGAAAGCUUGUUCUGUGUGGCGUUGAUAUUUUCAGUACAGUUCUUGUUUUAUUAAAUGUUUCAUUUAAACAUGCGUCUUUUAAAAUAUAAUUUCAAAGGAGAAUAUAAUCCUAAACAGUAAUUUAUUUUUGACACAUUUUGUGAAGAAAGAUAUAUCCAUGAUGUGUGCCAUAUGGAGUUAUUCUGAUUAUGUUAUCCUGUGAAAACAUGAUAUGUAAAUAAGUCAAUAAUCACAGUGGAUGUAACUAUACACUGAUA